Chenopodium quinoa (quinoa) is the source of this 2441-nucleotide messenger RNA. RefSeq names its product L-type lectin-domain containing receptor kinase IV.1-like. NCBI's taxonomy places the organism in Eukaryota, Viridiplantae, Streptophyta, Magnoliopsida, Caryophyllales, Amaranthaceae. Gene Ontology annotation, cellular component: plasma membrane. Gene Ontology annotation, molecular function: protein kinase activity; ATP binding; carbohydrate binding. The transcript has a single exon. Gene Ontology annotation, biological process: protein phosphorylation. Bases 242 to 2242 code for a protein of 666 amino acids. The record is from RefSeq and is a predicted model, not a curated record.
UUCUGGUCUCUAAUAUCAUAGGACAUCUAAACGACUUUUCAAGAGACUUAUCACUUUAUUCCAAAAUAAAUUUAUGAAACAUUUUGUAUCACUCAUUUGAAUUCAUCCUAAUCUACUUUGACCUACACAUAAGACAUUUGAUGCAAAGGAAAAAUUAGAUAAACUACCCUUGAAAAUAUACCUCUUAUGCCUCUAAUGGCUAUUGUUCCUGAAUCCUGAAUACCUCCACUAGUUAGUAACAAUGAUUCUUAUACUUACUCUUGUAUUAGCUGUACAUACCUUUGCGCAAGAUGAAACACAGUUCAUCUACAAUGGUUUCCAAGGAUCCAUCAAUAAACUUCAAGUUGAUGGAAUCGCGACUAUCCUCCCAAACGGUCUUCUCCAAAUGUCAAACCAUACACCCGUUAAUCUUUCCCAUGCUUUCUACCCACAUCCCAUGAUCUUCAAACCAAAUCAUUUAUCAUUCUCUACCACUUUUGUUUUUGCAAUGUUUCCUCAAGUACAAAAUAUUUCAGGCCAUGGAAUCUUUUUUGUUAUUAGUCCUACCACAAAUUUCCAACAUACUCUUCCAUCUGCGUACCUAGGACUCUUCAACACUUCCACCAAUGGCCGUUCUUCUAAUCAUAUAGUUGCUGUAGAAUUAGACACUCUCAAAAAUCCUGAUGUCGAAGACAUUGAUGGCAACCAUGUUGGGAUUGAUGUCAACAGCCUCAUAUCUGUUGAUGCUGCUUCAGCAGCAUACUACUCUGACAAAGAAAGGUCGAACAAAACCCUGCUGCUAAAUAGUGGGAAACCAAUGCAAAUUUGGAUAGACUAUGAUGAGGCUGAGAUGUUAUUGAAUGUAACAUUAGCUCCAUUUAGAGAUCCAAAGCCUAGCAAGUGCUUACUGUCUAAGCACCUUAAUCUUUCUGCCAUACUACUUCAUUCCAUGCAUGUUGGUUUCACUUCUGCUACUGGCCUUCUAUCAAAUCGUCAUUGCAUACUAGGAUGGAGCUGGAAUCAAAGUGGGAAAGCGGAAGAUUUAGACCCUUCCAAGCUUCCAUCACUUUCACAAGUCAAACAUCAAAAGCAAAUCCUAAACAAACUUAUUUUUUUAGUUCUACUUAUUGUAGUUUUACUAUUGUUAUUAUUGAUUGUUGCAGCUGUUUGGCUUUUUUGGAGGAAGAAGUACGAAGAAUUGGUUGAACCUUGGGAAAAGGAAUAUACUACUCAUAGAUACUCAUUCAAGGAUCUCCAUGUAGCAACAAAAGGUUUUAAAAGAUCAGAGCUUCUUGGAAUUGGCGAUUUUGGGAAGGUCUACAAGGGUAAACUACCUUCUAUAAGUCACCAGGUUGCUGUGAAACGAGUAUCCCAUGACUCGAAACAAGGGAUGAAAGAAUUUGUUGCAGAGAUUUCUUGUAUGAGAAGGCUAAGUCAUAGAAACCUGGUUCCGCUCCUAGGUUACUGCAGAAGAAAAGGGGAGCUUCUUUUGGUCUAUGAGUAUAUGCCUAACGGUAGCCUUGACAAGUUCCUCUUUGGAAAAGACGAACUAAAUUUGUGUUGGUCCUUAAGAUUUAAGAUCAUUAAAGGUGUGGCAUCAGCCCUUUUAUACCUUCAUGAGGAGUGGGAACAAGUUGUCCUUCACCGAGAUGUGAAGGCAAGUAAUGUCCUGUUAGAUGCUGAGAUGAAUGCAAAGUUGGGAGAUUUUGGUCUGGCCAGACUCUAUGAUCAUACAAUUGAUCCUCAAACCACUCAUGUGGUAGGUACCAUUGGAUACAUUGCACCCGAAGUCAGUAGAACGCAGAAACCUACCACCAGUUCUGAUGUUUAUGCUUUUGGAAUGUUUUUACUCGAGGUGGGUUGUGGGAGGAGGCCAAUGGGCAAGCAGUCUGAUGAUGUUGCAGAGGAUUUCCUCAGUGACUGGGUUUAUGAUUGUUGGAGAAGGGGGGAAAUUCUUAUGGCAAGUGAUUCUGCAGUAGAAGGUGAUUAUCAGGAAAACGAAAUGGAGCUAGUAUUGAAGUUAGGCCUUCUCUGUUUGCAUCCUAAGUCAGAAGAAAGGCCUACUAUGAGGCAAGCAGUACAGUUUCUUAAUGGAAGUGUAACUUUGCCUGAAAUACCGUCUGACUACGAAACUGAUAGUGGCAUUUUCUUUGGUGAGGUAUGGGGGAAAUCAGUUUCAUUUCCAUCAUUUCCAUCGUUAUCUGGAACUAUCUCUCAUGGAAACAUGUCUAGUACAAAUUCAGUCCUUCAAUAUGGCCGUUGAAUCAUUUAUAUUCAGAGUGUUAGCUGUUAGUGUACUAGGUCGGAUAUUGAGUUAGUCUACCUUAGCUUUUUGAUAAAUCGAUCUACUUGCAGUACAGUUAAGUAAAUCUAACGAGCACUGUAAGAAUGUUGAACCAUGUCUUAUUACUCUUAUGAUAUGCUAUUUUUCAGAAAUUGGUUUUCUUUCCUUUAUUCAACAA